UAUUGUUUUGGUUGAAACUUGAAAAGGGAGGUGUCGGACAAAAAGGACCAAAGGUACCACUGUAUCCAAUGACUAUAGACAAGGUGUUUAUUUAUUUAUUUUUUAUUAACUCUAUAAAGCAUGUAUGAAACAAUAGUAAGAUAAAAUCUAAUUUGAACUUUUGUAUCAUAUUGAAUUUGCUCAUGUAGUAUGAUUCAAGAGAAUAUGGAGCUCAUACUCGAGAAGGGGAAAAAACUCCCCAGAGUCCCAAAACUGAGCAAAAAUAUGCAAUCUGGUGCAGUAGCUGAUAUUUCUAUGGCUGAUAUUUCUAAAACGCCUUUUACUUACUAAAAUAAAAUAUAGUAAUGCAAUUUACUGGGCCAUGUUGGUAUUCGAGGAUUGCAAGGUCCCAUUGGACCACCAGGAGAAAAGGUAAGUUCAAAAGAAACAUAGAAAGCACAUAAAAAACCUCCCAAAACAAACAGUUGCUUUUUUUCACUAGUUACAAAUGUUUUGCUUCAUCUUGCUGGGAAAGCAAGGUGCUCCGGGGUACGAGGGAUGGCCUGGGCCAAAAGGUAUACAGAGCAAAGCUGGUGCUAGUGGACCUUUUGGUGGCAAAGGAUUCCCUGGUUCACCUGGUCCAUCUGGAAGGAAGGUGUGUACUGAAACUGCAGGGUUACACAGCAACUCUGCCACACAAAGCAUCAGCCUGACCUGUCCUAUAAAGCACAGCCCCACUUCUAAACACAAGAAUACUGCUGAGAUGAUGUUACGCUUACGGGGAGACUCCAAUGAAGAAAUCCUUCCAUCCCAUGUCAUCAUUUCAAAACAUGGUAACAGCACAGGUGAGGGUUCUGGGGAAUUCAGAGCUUCACAGAGGAGACAUUCAAAAUCUCAUAAGAGAUGUUCUUUUGGAGGAGAAGGAGAUGCAGGCAUCAUCCUUGGACAUUUGUGCUUUUUCACAGAGCACAUGGUAGAAAUGUAUUGUUACCAGGAAAUUCUGUUCAGUUAGACUUAGUAUUAUAUUAUAAUGUAGGGUACUGCAUGAUUUUCAACGUAACUGAAUAUGUUCUCUGGGUUUAUAUAUUUUUUUUUGAUCUGCGGUAGACUGCAAUAGUGGUGCAAUAACUGUGUGUGCGUGUGUGUGUGUGUGUGUGUGUGUGUGUAGUAAGUUUAUUUAGACUUGUCUUAGUUUGUUGUGAGUAUUUAUGAUAAUGAUUUAUUUAUGCAAAGUUUUGGUAAUUUGUUUCAAAAUAAAGUGUUUUUAUUAAACCUUUA
This is a messenger RNA of Carassius auratus (goldfish), 1257 nucleotides long. Its product is annotated as scavenger receptor class A member 5-like. The record is from RefSeq and is a predicted model, not a curated record. The coding region runs from base 488 to 991 and encodes 167 amino acids. Lineage: Eukaryota; Metazoa; Chordata; Actinopteri; Cypriniformes; Cyprinidae. The transcript is spliced from 5 exons.